CAUUAUAUGUAGUCUUACAAUUUCACCUUUUCCCGCCUUUUCUUUUAGUACAAUCUUUUUUUUACAAUGUUUAUUUAUUUGAAAUUAUUUGUUUGUACUGUAUUUUAAAAAGAUUAAUGUAGCAUUCAUUUAGAAGAAACAUGGCUGAUCUAAAAAGUUUUCGUGCUGAAGUGAAUAACGCUUUCAAGCUUAAUGGUUUUAUAAUACGUCGGGAGGCGACCACAUUCAUCACGGAACAACUUUUUAGUUUAUCAAAUCAAGAGCGACAAAAAGUUUUGGAAAAAUUAACUGCUCACUUAUUACGCCAAUGUCUUUCACAGCCGGUAUUGGAGAAAGAACACAUAGAAGUUGCUUAUAAAGAAUGCACUUCUCUAGGACUUGAAGAGACUGAAACUGUGUUGAAUGUAAUAGAUUCAUUUAGUAUCCCAAAGUUGAAUUAUGACAAUGAAAGGAAGAAGUUCGUGAAAGAUACGUAUAAUAGUAAAAAUUUGUAUCCAGAACCUAAAUGGAAGGCUCAAUACUUAAUAGAUAGGUACAUGAUGAUAUGGCAAAGGACUGUACGUAACAAGUUGUUCGCGUUGGAAGCACUACCUACUAUGACUGAAGAAAAGCGAUUUCAGUUGCGUAAAAUAGAAGUAUUACUUAGUUCUUCCAGUAAGAUAGAUGAGGUAAUAGUCUUAGGACUUUUAACUCAAUUAACCGAAGGGAAAUACCAUUUGGAAGAUCCAACGGGCAGUGUGUUAUUAGAUAUGUCAGAGACGAGGUACCAUUCAGGCUUAUUUACUGAGAACAGCUUUGUUUUAGCUGAAGGUUAUUAUGAUGAUAAAGUUUUACAUGUUAUGGGCCUUGUGCUACCUCCAUCAGAAUGUAGAUCUGUCUCAUUACCUUAUUUUGGGAAUUUAAAUACUUUUGGAGGUAAAUCUAAGGGUUUACUGAAGAAUUCUAAAAAUCUAUUAAAGCUGGAACAGGAAAAUGAAGAUGGUAUGUUAAUAUUCCUGUCUGAUGUUUGGUUGGAUAAUUUGAAAGUAGUUACAAAUUUAAAAACCUUGUUUACUGGUUAUAAUGACUUCCCACCAAUUGCUAUUAUAUUUAUGGGUGAAUUUUUGUCAUGUCCAUAUGGUUAUGAACACAGUGUACAGUUGAAAGCUGCUUUAACAAACUUGGGAGACAUCAUUUACCAGUAUCCAAAAUUGAGGGAAUCUUGUAAAUUCAUUUUUGUGCCUGGAAAAGGCGAUCCUGCUGCAGCUAAUAUACUUCCAAGACCACCAAUACCAAACUCUAUUACGAAAGAUAUAAGAGAGAAAUUAGGUGAAUCCGUAAUAUUCACUACAAACCCUUGUCGUGUUCAGUACUGUACACAAGAACUGGUACUAUUAAGACAGGAUUUGGUUACGAAAAUGUGUAGGAAUUCAAUACACUUUCCAGAGUCAGGAGAUAUACCGGACCAUUUAACAAAAACUUUAUUAAGUCAGUGUACAUUAUCGCCUCUGACAUUGGGAGUGCAGCCGAUUUAUUGGCAGCAUUCGGAGGCCUUAAAUCUUUAUCCAAUGCCUGACUUAGUGGUUGUUGCAGAUCAUUUCCAACCAUAUACUCGAUCAUACCAAGACUGUCAAGUUAUCAAUCCAGGAUCGUUUCCUCGGACAGAAUUCUCAUUUAAGGUUUACAUACCAUCAUCUAAAACUGUUGAAGACUCGCAAAUACCUAAAGAUGAUACUUAAAUUUAAGAUGUACAGGAAAUAUAGAACAU
Molecule: messenger RNA, 1747 nt
Organism: Achroia grisella
Lineage: Eukaryota; Metazoa; Arthropoda; Insecta; Lepidoptera; Pyralidae
Gene: DNApol-epsilon58
Product: DNA polymerase epsilon subunit 2
Exons: 1
Coding region: 141-1718 (525 amino acids)
Biological process (GO): error-prone translesion synthesis; DNA-templated DNA replication
Cellular component (GO): epsilon DNA polymerase complex
Molecular function (GO): DNA binding
Source: RefSeq, a predicted model, not a curated record